UUUGCACUAGAGGAGAUGCACCGGAAUCUUUCGUAGACUACACAGUUCCUGAUUAUGAGAUGAUGGAGAAGAGAGCUGGGAGACACAUAGAGGAGUUCAAACAGAUGGUGUUUCCAGAUGGCUUCAACCCGGAAGCUGCGAAAGCCGGCGCGCGCAAGCGAGCUGCGGGCAAUGCCGGCGGAGCCGCCAAGAAACCGAAGCUAGAGGGCGUUGCUGUGGACGUGAAAGCAGAGGCGCUGGCGGGCAAGCUGGGCAAGAUGACCGUGGCUGUGCUGCGACAGUACUGUAAGGACGAGGGCAUACGACUGACCGGCACCAAGAAGUCCGAACUCAUGGACGCCAUCAACGAAUACCUCAACCUGUGAGCGCGAGAUGCGCCCCCUGGCAUGAGUGUGGCACCCCUGGCGUAACGUCCCUCUGAUGAUGUGCUUUGCCAUCCAUGAUAUGUUGAUAAGAUGAUGAAG
This is a messenger RNA of Priapulus caudatus, 464 nucleotides long. Its product is annotated as ATP-dependent DNA helicase 2 subunit 1-like. The coding region runs from base 60 to 365 and encodes 101 amino acids. Gene Ontology annotation, molecular function: DNA binding; DNA helicase activity. The record is from RefSeq and is a predicted model, not a curated record. Lineage: Eukaryota; Metazoa; Priapulida; Priapulimorpha; Priapulimorphida; Priapulidae. The transcript is spliced from 4 exons. Gene Ontology annotation, biological process: double-strand break repair via nonhomologous end joining.